UGCGCAAUUUCUGGUUAUAGUUACAUUGACAGCAGAAAUUUCAGGCAUUUCGCUACUAGAAAACAACAGCCAAACAACAAGCAGCAGGCAAAAAGGCAGAAUUUAAAUAGCGCCAUGCAGUUAAUGAUCACCUUGGUCGCUCUCAUCCUCUCAGCUCAAGGUGUGCCAACCGACAACGUCGGCCGGAUUGUGAAUGGCCAUGAAGCCACUCGGGGAGAAUUCCCGUGGCUCGUGUCCAUUUCGGAAAACGGCCAACACAUUUGCGGCGGUUUCAUCUACAGUGAUCGGAACAUCGUCACCACAGCAUCUUGCCUUUUUGGUAAAGCCAAUGAGGCUCUGAAGGUGAAGGUGGGUGCGUUUGUGUUGGAAACACCCGAAGCAAAUGAACAAAACAUCGAAGUUCUCUCCGUCAGUAUCUAUCCCUCGUUCGACCAUGUUUAUCAAAUGGAUGACUUGGCGCUCAUCAACAUAAAAAGGCCGAUCGUCUUUAGCGACACGGUCAAACCCAUCCGCUACGAAGAGCUGGUCGAGUCACUUCACACGGCCACUAUCGCCGGGUGGGGCGUUACAUCAGAAGGAGGUGUUUGGGAACAGAGACUUCAUAAAACGAACGUUUUCAACCUCACAGCCGACUGUCGGUUUUAUGGUCAAAACGAAUAUUCCUUCAACUACAUGAUUUGCGCUGGAGACGGAACCACAAGUCCCUGCGAUUAUGAUCAAGGAUCGCCACUGGUUCAAUCCUCGGAUACAGGCAACAUUGUAGUCGGAAUCAUGUCGAAGAACCGCGGCUGUGUGGCUCCCUAUCCGCCAACUAUCUACACCCGUCUGUCAUCCUAUUACCCUUGGCUGAAGCAGACCGCUGGCCAACAACCGGCUAACCUUUAAUCGACACGAAUAUGAUGAUUCCUUUUUCGACCGAAAUAUAUUUGCGCAUUAAGAAUUGCUUAAUCCACAUAAAAAGGCCCUAUUAACCAAACAGCCUGUAGAUUUCGUUUGUUUGUACCAUUAUUCAGUGAGAUAUUGAGUUCCAAAAUAUAUACUAGAAAUUAUUGUAAA
Molecule: messenger RNA, 1056 nt
Organism: Daphnia pulicaria
Lineage: Eukaryota; Metazoa; Arthropoda; Branchiopoda; Diplostraca; Daphniidae
Product: trypsin-1-like
Exons: 6
Coding region: 115-885 (256 amino acids)
Biological process (GO): proteolysis
Molecular function (GO): serine-type endopeptidase activity
Source: RefSeq, a predicted model, not a curated record